Messenger RNA from Daktulosphaira vitifoliae (grape phylloxera), 1154 nucleotides. It is a transcript of the gene THG, whose product is annotated as probable tRNA(His) guanylyltransferase. The record is from RefSeq and is a predicted model, not a curated record. NCBI's taxonomy places the organism in Eukaryota, Metazoa, Arthropoda, Insecta, Hemiptera, Phylloxeridae. The coding region runs from base 113 to 1003 and encodes 296 amino acids. The transcript is spliced from 4 exons. Gene Ontology annotation, biological process: tRNA modification. Gene Ontology annotation, molecular function: tRNA guanylyltransferase activity; magnesium ion binding.
UUUUCGUUGAUAAAACUUAUAAACACAAUCGAUAACUAUAGCCGGUAUUCUUAAAUAGAAACAUUCUUUUUUCUUUCGUUUUUUUAUUUGUAAUUUAAAUACUUUAUUUUUUAUGUAUGCCGUUGUUAAAAAAACAUGUAGAAGAUUCUGUAAUAGGUACGAUAAUAUAAGAUUAUCUACUUGUAAAAUAAUGGCUAAAAGCAAAUACGAAUAUGUAAGAGAAUUUGAGUCUGAAGAUAAAUGUAUACCAAAUUGUUGGAUUGUUGUUCGUCUAGAUGGUCGUUCUUUUCACAGGUUUACUAUGGUUCAUAAAUUUGAUAAACCAAAUGAUAAAAAUGCACUUAACUUAAUGAAUAGAUCUGCCGUAGCAGUUAUGGAUGAGUUAAGAGACGUUCAAAUAGCGUAUGGACAAAGUGAUGAGUAUAGUUUUGUGUUACGUAAAGAUACUAACAUUUAUAACAGACGCCAAUCGAAAAUAAUGUCUGCCAUCAACAGCAUAUUUUCUGCUUCUUAUGUUUAUUAUUGGAGUACCUAUUUUAAAGAAAAAAAACUUAUAUAUCCACCUUCAUUUGAUGCCCGUACUGUUCUUUAUCCAACUGAUCAAAAUUUAAGGGAUUAUUUAAGUUGGCGACAAGCAGAUACACAUAUCAAUAAUUUAUAUAAUACAGCAUUUUGGGGACUUGUUUUAAAAAAAGGACUAAAUAAUAAUGAAGCUGAAAAAGUUUUAAGUGGGACAGUAUCGUCUCAAAAGAAUGAAAUAUUGUAUUCGGAGUGUGGGACAAAUUACAAUAACGAAUUACCAAUUUAUAGAAAAGGGUCAGUUUUAAUAAGAAAACUUGUACAAAUUCCUCCAUCAAAAACGAAAAAACAUGUUGUAUACAUACUACAUGAGGAUAUAAUUGGAGAUAACUUUUGGAACAAGAAUACUGAAAUUUUAAGUCUAGAUAAGUUAAGAUUGUAUGAAAACAUUAAACCAAAUGAUAUUUUUGUUUAUAUGAGGUGACAAUAAAAAUAAAACAUAUUCCUCAUAAAUUGUGAUUUAUUUCUAAUGUAUAUAUAAAUAUUUUCUUUUAAUUAUGAGAUAUCUAUUUGGUAGAAAAAUAGCAGUAGUUAUUAUUAAUCUGGUAUUAAAUAGUGGCCACUUAUAUAAUUGA